AGAGCCCCAGGGACCUUUCCCCUCUUUCUUUCUUUUUCUUUUCCCUCCCCUUUUUCUUUCUCCUUUUUGUCCUCCCCACCUCACUUUGUCUUCUAGGAGCCUUAGUUUGGAGGUGAGGAAGUUUGGAGCCUCCUCCCGUAGGUCUCCAGGAUGUAGAGUCAGAGUUUUUCCACCCCCCUGGCAGGAUGAUGGCAUCGCAAAGCUCUCAGGUGGCCUUAGGGCUUCCUUCCCAGCCCGGCUGCGGCAGCAGACCUGUGCCCUCCGUCCCGGCGCUGCAUCUCCUCCCAGCACGGAGCCGCCUGCUCGCCCUGCUCAGCCAGGAGAGCUUCCAGAGCUUCAGCGGGAGCUUCGGGGACGUGAGCUGUGCGGCGGGAGCUGAGGCUGGGGACGGCAAAUACUCCUCCACCGACCCGCAGCUGGUGCGGAAGAUUGUGUCCCAGGUGGAGUUCUACCUCUCCGACGAAAACCUGGCCAAGGAUGCUUUCCUCCUGAAACACAUCCAGAAGAACAAGAUGGGAUUCGUCAGCAUCAAGCUGCUGACCUCCUUCAAGAAGGUGAAGUACCUGACCCGGGACUGGCGGCUCAGGCUCUAUGCCCUCCGCUUCUCGGAGCUGCUGGAGGUGAACGAGGCAGGCACCAAAGUCAGGCGCCGGAUCCCCGUCCCGGAGUCCCUGCUGAGCAUCCCCCCUAGCAAACUGCUGCUGGCCUGGGAUCUGCUGCCCCAGGAGCAGGGCAUGCUGCCGCUGUUCCAGAGGAGGUUCCUGGAGACCAUCACCAGGGUGUUCACCCCCUUCGGCCCCAUCGCCUCCAUCCGCAUCCUGCGGCCGGGCCGCAAGCCGCCCUCCGACGUGCGGAAGCUCUCCCAGCGCUUCCCCGAGCUGCUGAGCAAGUGCUGCGCCCUGGUGGAGUACGAGAGCCUGGAGAGCGCCCGCAGAGCCUUCCAGGACCUCGCCCCCCGCAGCUACCCGGGCGGGCAGAGCAUCAGAGUGGUCCAGCUCUGCGGGAAAGGCUUCAAGAAGAAACCUGGAGCCGAGAGGGAGACGUCAGAGGAGGAGCAGCUGGGCUGGAAGAUGCCAGCAGCGGACGCGACCUCCGCCUAUGGCAGCAGCGGCUCCCUGGAGUCAGACAGCACCCUGCAGCUGUCACCCCCCGUCCUGAGCAAGGACCCCCCAGCACCCACCUGGCCUGGGGAUGAUUUCAAGCCCAGCAGCUUCGGCAGCGGCUUCACCGGAUCGCUCUUCAGCAGCGAAGUCUUCCCUCCGCUCUGGACGGGGUUGGGCACCGGCAGCGGCUCCGGCUGCGGCUGGGGCAAUGGGGGCAGCGUUUGGGCACCUUGGAGCAGCCACUCCCUUCCCGAGGCCAAACCUGCUCCUGGCAAACCCCCGGCAGUCAAGUAGGCACCCGAGCACAUCGGCUCCGACGGCACCGAGGGCUUCUAAGGCAGCUUCGGGAGCGGAGGGCUCGGCCGGCGGCGCUGAGGCUCCUUUGCGGCUGGGUUUGGCGAUUUGGGUUUCUUUCUUUCUUGGUUUCCUUUUUGCUUUCCUCCUCGAGCAGAAUAAUUCUCUGUGGCCCUGAAUGCUGUGGGUGGUGGUGGCGAUGAUGCAGCUGCUCCGGGGACAGGACUGUUUUGGGGGCAAGGCAGCGAGCAGGGGGCGCUGAGCAGCAUCAGGCACCGGGAGCUGCACCGCGUCCUGGCGAGCGAGCCGCAGCCUUGCCCCGGGGGGAGCCAGAGAGGUUCCCACCGCCUCAGCAGUGGCACUGGGACUGUCCUAAGGAAGGGGCUCGGCCCCACAAGCCCUGGCACUGGGGCACUGCCCCGACGCUCACCCUGCAGCUGCUGCUUCCCCAAGGAUCCGGGGGCUGCAUCGACCCCAGGUUGUGGAGCUGGGCUGGGAAAUGGCCAAUAAAGAGAUGAAGCUCUCAGGCA
Messenger RNA from Pogoniulus pusillus (Red-fronted tinkerbird), 1927 nucleotides. Its product is annotated as la-related protein 6-like. Gene Ontology annotation, molecular function: mRNA binding. The transcript has 4 exons. Gene Ontology annotation, cellular component: nucleus. NCBI's taxonomy places the organism in Eukaryota, Metazoa, Chordata, Aves, Piciformes, Lybiidae. The coding region runs from base 186 to 1397 and encodes 403 amino acids. Gene Ontology annotation, biological process: RNA processing. The record is from RefSeq and is a predicted model, not a curated record.